Rotaria sp. Silwood1 is the source of this 1506-nucleotide messenger RNA. NCBI's taxonomy places the organism in Eukaryota, Metazoa, Rotifera, Eurotatoria, Philodinida, Philodinidae. The record is from the annotation of a GenBank genome assembly.
AUGGAAUACCAAACAUCAAUUAUGAGACGAACACGAAAACGUGAUUUUAAUACUCUACCAGAAAAAGUUUUAUUAACAAUAUUUGCUUAUUUACCACAUGUAGAAUUAUUACGUUGUGCUCGUGUUUGUCGUUUAUGGCGUACUUUAAGUCAAAAUUCAAGAUUAUGGAAACAAGUUUUUCUUCGACCAGAAUAUCAUGGUUUACAUGUAAAAAAUCUUGAUCAAUUUCUUGUAUUAAUUGGUCAUCGUUUCUCAUUAUCAUUACAAUAUAUUGAAUUACCUAUGGAAUUAAUAACAGCUGAUGUUUUACAUGAAUUAGCUAAUAAAUGUCCAAAUUUAAAAUAUUUAACAUUAGAUUUUUCAACAGCUAUGCAAUUACAUGAUUUUAAUGAUUUAAAUGUAUUUCCAUGCAAUCUUAAAAUGCUUUGUAUUUGUUUAUCAGAAGUUAUUUUUCUUGAAGGUUUUAUGAGACGUAUAUAUACAUAUUUAUCAUCAGUAGAAAUUUUACAAAUUAUUGGUACUAUUGAGAAAUCAAAUGAAGCUGAAGAAGAAGUUUAUGAAACAAUUAAUAUUAGUAAAAUAAAAGUUCAAACACCAAAUCUUCGUGUCAUAAAUUUAUAUGGUAUAUUUUUUAUUGAUGAUAAUCAUAUAGACAUAAUAGCAUCCGGCUGUAUUCAUCUUGAAUGUUUUGCAUUAAAUUUUUGUACACGUGUCAAAGGUGCAAGUUUUACAAAUUUAUUACAACGUUGUAAAAAAUUACAAUGCCUUCUUCUUCAAAAUACUGGUAUUGAAGAUAAAGCAAUCUUAGCAGCUGAUUGGGCAUCAUCUUCUGUUACUGAACUUGACAUAUCAUCAACUGAAUUAUCAGAAAAUUGUCUUUUAGAUGUUUUUGCACGAAUGCCGAAAUUAACCUAUUUAGCAGUACCUAAUUGUGAUGGUUUCACUGAUAAUGUUCUCGCUCUUCUUAUUGAACAAGGAAAAUUAUCUAAUAUUCGUGCUAUUGAUCUAAGUAAUACAGUUAAUCUUAGUUAUGAUGUUGUAUCUACGCUUGUUAAACGACAUGGACGACAAUUACGUGGCAUAGCUUAUGCUGGUAAUGCCAAAGUAACGGAACAAUUUUGGACUAAUAUAAUUAAAAAUAUGAAAAAUAUCAAAAUAUUGGUUAUGGGCACUGCAUAUGGUUGGUUCAAGAAAAUAUCUACACGUAUUCAUAUUGAUCAAAUCUUAGAAGCAUGUGCACAAGAAUGUCAAAAAUUAGAACGAUUAGAAAUUCAAUGGGAUGAAGAAACAUUAAGAUGGAAUGAAAAUAGUUCAAAAUUUAUUGAUCAUAUUCGAAUUCGUUGUGUAAAACUUCAAUCAUUAGUAUUAGCUGAUGGUGAAUAUUAUGAACUCGUACGAUCAAAUUUUGACCGAGCUGAUCGCCUACGUGUUGUACGUACAACAACAAGUGAUCAAACCAGUAUUGUUAGUUUACUUCAUUAUUAUAAUGAAUUACGUUUUAAUUAA